AUGGCUUUAAGUCCGCCUUAUAGAUUCUACCUUCUCACAUCCCCUCGCACAGCUUCUAAUCUCUUAAUACGUAUGCUCAAUCUUCAAAACCAGCCUAGUUUGCUACAAGGUUCAAAGAACGAGUACUUUUUUGAACCUACUUUGGCGUGGAAAUUUGAAAACAAGACUAUCGGAAUUCACAUUGAUGAAUUGGGGAAAUUGCAAAAGGCGGAAUUGAAGCAUUCCUACCAGAUCUGUUUUGAAGCACUUUCAGAACAAGUCAACGUCGCUGCUGCACAGGGAAAGAACAUUUUCGUGAAAGAACAUGUCGGCUGGUUAACAGAACCCGUGGCUGAGACUGAAUUUGUGUUCGGAGAGCACAGCGCUCGUGAGCUGCCAUGGACCAUCCAUACGUCCUACAACUCGACACACUCUGCACUGAACAAGACCAUUCUACCUGAUGAAUAUCUGAAGACCUGGUUGCCUACAUUUCUAAUUCGGCAUCCUACGUUGACUUUCCCGUCUAUCUAUCGUACGACCGUCGACAACGAAGGUCGACAAGCAGCAAGAGACGAUCCCGUACACACGUUGGAGAUGACCAUGCACUGGUCGCGGGUGCUAUACGAUUGGUACAUGCAGCAGGAACAUCUAUCUCGUUUCAGUGCUGAGAAUGGGACAAAUUGGCCUAUCAUUCUCGAUGCUGAUGAUGUUAUGCUAAACCCUCAAGUUAUGAUCAGGUAUAGCAAGAUCGUUGGUUUUGAUCCAUCAGUUUUGAGAUUUUCGUGGGAGGCUACCAGCAGAGAGGAACUAGAGCAGAUGUCUAAGCUGGAAAGACGUAUGCGUUCGACGAUAUCGGCCUCUACCGGAAUCUUGAAAGAGAAGGCAUCGGCGGACCUGAAUAUUGAUACAGAAGUGAUCAAAUGGAGGACUGAGUUCGGUCAAAAAGAAGCGGAGAAAAUCGCAAGCUGGGUAAGGGCCGCAAUGCCAGACUAUGAAUAUAUGAAGGCAAGACGACUGGGCCCGGUGUAA
Messenger RNA from Rhinocladiella mackenziei CBS 650.93, 1008 nucleotides. RefSeq lists its product as uncharacterized. Bases 1 to 1008 code for a protein of 335 amino acids. The transcript has a single exon. The record is from RefSeq and is a predicted model, not a curated record. Lineage: Eukaryota; Fungi; Ascomycota; Eurotiomycetes; Chaetothyriales; Herpotrichiellaceae.